Messenger RNA from Cyclopterus lumpus (lumpfish), 1730 nucleotides. RefSeq lists its product as uncharacterized. The coding region runs from base 186 to 1403 and encodes 405 amino acids. The record is from RefSeq and is a predicted model, not a curated record. Lineage: Eukaryota; Metazoa; Chordata; Actinopteri; Perciformes; Cyclopteridae. Gene Ontology annotation, biological process: cell surface receptor signaling pathway. Gene Ontology annotation, molecular function: transmembrane signaling receptor activity. The transcript has 6 exons.
UUGAAUGUGUUUGUGUGAAAUAAUUUCUUUGUGUUUCAGGUGCAUUCAAUCUCCAAGUCGCUCCAUCUGAAGGUACAUCUGAAGGACUCACACAAACACACACACACACACAAACACACACACUCACACUCACACAAAGACACUCACACAAACACACACAAACACACACACACACACAUCCCAUAAUGGAAGUCCCCGUCUCUCCCGCAGAGACCCUGAAGGUCAGCGUGACCUUGUGGCCUCCGGGGUCAAACGUCUACGUCGGCGAGUGCGUGUUGCUGCGGUGCCUCGUGGAGUCGAGCUCCGGGUCCGCGUGGGGCUACCGCUGGUUCAAGCACAAAGCCCGACCCCCGACCCCGAUCCAGACCCAGACCCAGACCCAGACCCUGACCCCGAGCCCCCGGCACCGGGUCUCGGGCGACAGCUACUCCAUCGUCGCGGUGACGCGGGAGGAUGCGGGCGGGUACCGGUGCCGAGCCGAGCGGCGGGCGAGCAACGCCACCCCUGUGGCGCUGCUCAGCGAGCCGGCCGUGCUCAGCGUGACAGAGACGCCUCCUCCCUCCUCCCUCCUGACUCUGACUCCCGGCAGCCGGCAGCUCUUCAGAGGGGAGCGCUUCACGGCGCGGUGCCCCCCGGCCUGGACGCUGAGGCGGUGGAGCGGGGAGCGGCGAGCGGCGAAGGGCACGCGGGUCAUACGCACCGACCGGUGUUCGCCGCUAGGGGGCGACGUCGCCGCGGACGGGCCCGACGCGUGCGCGUUCACCGCCGCCGCCGAGAGCGCCGGGCUGUACUGGUGCGAGGGAGCCGGGGGCCGCAGCAACGCCGUCGACGUCAUAGUGAGCCAUGGCGGCGUCAUCUUGAAGACUCCGGCGUCCCCCGUAAUGGAGGGUGAUGAAGUGGUUUUGUGUUGUCAGUACUGGACAGAAAAUCACAGCAAAACAACCUUCUUUAAAGACGGAGCUGAAGUCGCCACUAACAGCUCCUCCAGCUCAGACGGGGGAACAAAGAUGACUAUUGAGAAUGUGACGCGGGGCGAUGAAGGCUACUACAAGUGUACGUCCGGCGAGAUGGAGAGUCCAGAAACCUGGUUGUCAGUGAGACCUGAUCCAGGCUUAAACUUCACAUCAACAGACGGGACAGCAGCCUCCACUAUUGGCUCCUGGAAAUGGAUCCUUAUCUCCUGCGUAGUCGUCCUUCUCUUCCUCAUUCCUCUCACUGUGUGGCUAGCUCGCCACCAAAGGUGCCGGACGUUUUGCACCCGUCGCCGUUGGCCCCUUUCCAAAGAGACCCUUCCGGAGGUGGAGCUUCCUGCGACCGACCAGGAGGUGACGGAGGUGCAGUGGGACCUGUCCUGGAUGGAGAUGUCCGACCUGUUGGAUAAACAGUUGUUUCCCGGAGCUUAAAAGGACCGCCGUCGUUGUGAACGCUUGGAGACCGACCGACCCUGGGGGGCGGUUCAGUCGGUGCUGUUUUCUGACAGUUUGUAGUUAUUGAUUUGGUCACGUGACAAAGCGGGUCGGGUUUCUUCAAGAAGGGCCGCAAGGACCCAAACUCUUUUUUUUUUUUUUUUUUUUACAUUUCCUGCCCUUGGUUUGUAAAGUUCUCUCACACACUUUUACACAGAAUUAAUGCAUAUCUUCAAUAGUUUCAGAUGAACAAAUUCACCCUCAAAUUAAAUAAACUCUUUAAAAAGCCUCUUGGAUCAGCUUCAGUGAUACAUUACAUUACAU